AAAAAAAAAAAAAACAACUAUCCCUUCCUCGUUGUCUUCAGUCCCUGAGACACAAGCCAGAAACUUGGCCAACUACUAAGCCGUGCACCUGGCGCUGAGAUCCGAUCACCUGGGUGUGGAGCAUGUCCUGUGUGUGGAGGAUCGGGGACAGGCUGCAAGGGGUACCGGACCAGUGCUGGACAGCCGACACCAUAGACCGGGAGGAUUGAUUUCACUUGUUGUUCCGCCUGUGUGUGAUUGACUGCUGAGUGUGCAGGAGGGAGCAGAGGACAGCCCAGCAGCCAGUGUCACUCAGUCACUGAGACCUCUUCAACACACUGUCAGUGCUGCUCAUGUGGGACACUGCUAACUUUCCCAGUGCGCAGCCACUGAUUGCAUACAGACUACCUGUGCUUACCGACAUCUCCCUGGAUCACUCUGCUCACAUCUCUCUGGAUCAACUUACUCAGAUCUCUCUGGAUCAACUUACUCAGAUCUCCCCGGAUCACCCUGCUCACAUCUCCCCGGAUCACCCUGCUGAGGGCUCUUUAGAACAUUCCGACCAGACUACCUGUUCCUUCUAAAAUCUCCAGCUAAGUUUCCCGUGGAACCAGCAGGUGAUCGCAACCAAUCCCACUGAGGUCUCCCUGCAACAUUCUGACCCAGCAGGUGAUUGCAACCAGCCUACCACUGAGAUCUCGCUGGGAUAUCAGACCCCCUACUGAGAUCCUCCAGGAACAUUCCCUGUAACCUCUUGACCCAGCAAGUGAUUGCAACUAGCCUAUACCUAUUCAUACCGAGAUCUCCUUAGAACAUUCCGACCCCCCUACUGAGAUCCUCCGGGAACAACCUGCUGAGAUUUGCCUGGAACAUCCUGACCCAGCAGGUGUUUGCAACCAGCCUACCUAUUCCCACUACAGGAAACAACCUUCUGAGAUCCUCCUGAAACAUCCCAACUGAGAUCCUCCAGGAACAACCUGCUGAGAUCCACCUGGAACAACCUGCUGAGAUCCACCUGGAACAACCUGCUGAGAUCCACCUGGAACAACCUGCUGAGAUCCACCUGGAACAACCUGCUGAGAUCCACCUGGAACAACCUGCUGAGAUCCACCUGGAACAACCUGCUGACAUCUCCCUGGGACAAUUCGACCCAGCAGGUAUUUGCAACCAGCCUUUCUAAACCCCACUAAGAUCUCAUUGGAAUAACCCCCUGAGACAUUCCGACCCAGCAGGUGAUUGCAACCAGUCUAUCUGUCCUCCCUGUUUCACCUUGCUGACAUCUCCCUGAAACUUCCCAACCCCUACUGAUACUUUUCUAGAACAUCCACCCUCCUACUGAUAUCCCCACCUGCUGAGAUCUCCCUGAAAGCCAGUGAUUGCACCCAGCCUACCUGUUAGCACUGAGAUCUUCCUGGAAGGACCUCCUGAGAUCUUCCUGAAACCUCCCGACCCCAGCCAGUGAUUGCACCCAGUCUACCUCUUACCACUGAGAUCUCCCUGGAAGGACCUGCUGAGAUCUUCCUGGAACGCCCCAAGGAAUGCCACGCUGAACCCCCACGGAGCCCCAGUUUGGAGAGCGCCCUUUUCGGACUUGCUGGAGAUCAGACAGUUGGAGAUGUCUAAGCCGGUGGACCAUGUGAAGAGACCCAUGAAUGCCUUCAUGGUGUGGUCCAGAGCCCAGAGGAGGAAGAUGGCCCAGGAGAACCCUAAGAUGCACAACUCUGAGAUCAGCAAGCGCCUGGGUGCCGAGUGGAAGUUGCUGACCGAGUCGGAAAAGAGACCGUUCAUAGAUGAAGCCAAGCGACUGCGAGCAAUGCACAUGAAGGAGCACCCGGACUACAAAUACCGGCCCCGGAGGAAGCCCAAGACCCUACUGAAGAAGGACAAGUUCGCCUUCCCCAUGCCAUAUGGCCUGUCCGGGGAACACGAGGGGCUGAAGGCUGCCGCCCUACACGGGGCAGGGAUGCUGACUGACUCUUUUUUGGGCAAUCCGGAGAAAGCAGCAGCCGCGGCAGCUGCAGCAGCAGCCAGGGUCUUCUUUCCCCCCUCCGCGGCUGCUGCAGCGGCGGCCGCUGCGGCAGCCGGUAGCGCCUCCAAUCCCUAUUCCCUAUUUGAUCUGAGCUCCAAGAUGGCAGAGAUCACAUCCAGCUCUUCCGCCCUCUCUUACGCCUCUUCUCUGGGAUACCCCCAGUCCAGCGGAGGAGCUUUCCAAGCGGCUGCAGCAGCGGCGGCAGCUGCCAGCGGGGGGCACACUCAUUCCCACCCAUCCCCUGGGAAUCCUGGCUAUAUGAUCCCAUGUAACUGUACAGGCUGGCCCAGCCAUGGACUGCAACCACCACUAGCCUACAUCCUGUUCCCUGGCAUGGGCAAACCCCAAAUGGACCCUUACCCCGCCACAGCUUAUGCUGCCGCCUUAUGACACAACGGCAGCCCUUACAAGGGCUGUGCCACCUCAGCACGAGGCUAUAACUUCAUACUGGACACUGGGACUCAUCACUAGGGCAGGAUGCCCCUACUUGUUGUCACAUUUUGUCAUUUGAUGCUGUGAAAUCCAUUUAAAGUAUGGAAGUAUGUGAUAUUUAGUUGUCAUGCCACUGCUGCCCAUUGCACAGGUCAUGUUGUUGUUGAGAACACUGAUUAUAUCAAGGUCCCUCAGUGUGGAGGAACUUGUAGGAAGUCCCUCUUCUACUGAACUGGUGACCAGGAGAAGGUCAAACAAGGAACAUUUCAGAGAUGAAUCUCUUUCUGCACUUGUAAGAUGGAUACAUUCUAGGACAUGGAUGAACUGAUCUACCUGUAUCCUGCAUGCACUAAAGAUGGACAACUUAGUGGUCCUUCUAACACUCUUCUCCAUGGUGAUGGAAGAAGAAGUCCAGGGGUGUCCACACUCAAAAACUAUCCAUAGCCUGCUAGUACUCACGACCUGAUCUUUCCAUAGCAUCCAGGAAAUGGGGUUACUUUGGUCUGAUGAUGAUCACCAUCCACAUUACAAUCUGUCACAAUGCAGGGUCCAGGGUCUGUCUGAUUGGAACUAUGUACAUUGAAGAUGACAGUGAAAACUUGCUGCUCACUUACCCCAAGUUUAUCGAUAGAAAACAAAAAAAAGUGACAAUGUUUUAAAAAGAAAAUGAUUCCUUUCAAGCUAUUGCAGCUGUUAAAUGUAUAUUUAUUGUUUAGGAAAAUAUAAACUGUUUGCAAGGAAUAAUUUGCCCCAUCCCCUUCCUAAAAAAUGAUCCAAACUUGGAAUUGUCAUCAGAACUUUUUUUCCCCUUUAAAUAAUAAGUAUGGAUCUAAAAUAAUAAAUUAUCCUAGACUAAUGGUACCAACACAGAACAAAAAAAAAAUACUUUAUCAUAUAUAUUAGGACUUUAAGGGUACCCCCAAUAAAUGAGUACCUUAAAGUCCCAAUAUUUAUUUUUCCUUUGAUGGUCUACAUUUUACGCAUCAAACUGCGUCCAAUCACUGUUGAGUUCUUGGGAUAUUUUUUUUUUUUUUUUGUAAUGUGUACAUUUUGACUAAUAUUUGUGAAUGAAGCUGGCUAACAUGUAAUUAUUAGUUUUUAUUUUUUGGCUUUCUGUACUACAACGUAAAGAUAAAGAAACCAAUGGUUUUAACAAUUCAAUUUUUUUUAUGUGUUGUUUUGUCUGUAUCAGGCAUUGCUUUAAUAAUAUUAGAUGACUAAAAGAUCCUUUUUAUAGUACUCGAACAAAGACCUGAAAUAAAGCCCAUUAUAGCUAAAAAGGAAAAAAGAAAGAAAAAAAAUCUUCUAUUUCUUGUUGAGUAUACUAACAAGAUUUUUAUCUGAAUUGCCCUUACGUGCUUGGUCCAGGUGAAGUGUAACUUAUCCCCCAAAGGCUGCCUUUGUUUCCUUGUUGAAUGGAUUUACCAGGAAAUCUAAAUCAAGCCAUUGUUAUCCAGGGCCAAAAACCUGAUUUAUCACAUUUUUAAUCGUGAAUAGGAAAGAAGAUAAAAAAACAAGUCGUUGUAUUAUCUUUUCCUGAAAAAAAAAGGCAUUCAUGAUUGAGCAGAACAGAGCCCAUUGAGAAGACUUGAGCCUUGCAGACUAUUGUGAAGGUGUCCAGUAACAUUAAGAGGGGAAAGUUUCUUGGGUACUUUAUCUUGUUAGAAGAGCUUCCCAAUAAAACCCUUGUCAUUUCUUCAAAGGGACCUCAAUCUGUGGGGAUCAGACACAAUGCAGAUGGAUCGUGCCCUUCAAUACACGAUCGACAUGCAAAAAAAAAAAA
This is a messenger RNA of Rana temporaria (common frog), 4223 nucleotides long. RefSeq names its product SRY-box transcription factor 21 (gene SOX21). The transcript has a single exon. The record is from RefSeq and is a predicted model, not a curated record. Bases 1595 to 2398 code for a protein of 267 amino acids. Gene Ontology annotation, molecular function: DNA-binding transcription factor activity, RNA polymerase II-specific; RNA polymerase II cis-regulatory region sequence-specific DNA binding. Lineage: Eukaryota; Metazoa; Chordata; Amphibia; Anura; Ranidae. Gene Ontology annotation, biological process: cell differentiation; anatomical structure morphogenesis; regulation of DNA-templated transcription.